AUGUCUCUGUUCCUGAGAGUAUUUGGACGAUUGAAGAAGCCCAAGAGUAAAGUCUCAAACGAGGCGCCAAUCACUGCAGUACCAAGCCUUGUCCAGGCGGCAACCAGUGUCGCAUCAUCAAUUGCCAUGAAACGAGAUCCAAACUUUGAUGGCCAUAGAACCGAUACGAUGGAACUGCCAAAAAUGGAAUCUGCCACCAACGAGGAAAUUCAACAGAGCUCUCACCAACUGACCAGUGGAUCAAAGACGGAUAAAUGGCUCGCUAGAGCAGCCCUAGUGCUUGAUUUGACCAAGAGUGCCGCUGAUGCGGGUGGUCUUGCGCCAUUAAAGGGGGCAUGUGAAGGCAUGGUUACUCUCCUGGGAUCUAUUCAGGCGGUCAAGGAUAAUCAGUCUUCUUGGUCCGAGCUCCUGCGGACUGUUCAAGAGCAUACGACGGCACUCCAACGGCAACUGGACCAGCUGGGUAUCAAAGAUAUACUCGAAGAGUGCGGAAACUCCAUAAGCGACCCAGUCAGGGAUUACACAACCACACUCAAGGAGUUGAUCGCCGAUAUAUGCGCCGAUUCAGGCCUCAACGAAUCCGAGUUCGACACUGGUCUCACUUUGAAGAUACUGGCUCAAAGAAUAGGCGUCACAAAACUAGAGGCGGACACCAUUACUACGUACCAGCGACGAUUGACGGAUGCCAAAAGCGGGUUAAUGCAUGCCUUAAUGCUCUACGUCACCAUCUCUGUGAAAGCCACGGCAGAGAGGGACAUCUUGAAAGACCUCUGGUCCAAACCGCGCCAACGCCCACAGGAGUGCCAACCCGGAACGCGUGCGGAGAUAUUGGCCGAGUGUGAAGCUUGGUCAAAGGACUCUAAUGCGCCGAAUAUCCUUUGGAUUAAAGCGGCUCCAGGUGCCGGCAAGUCGGCCAUCGCAUCUACGCUGGUGGAUACGCUCGGUAUCAAGAAGAGGCGUCUAGGAUCGAGCUUCUUCUUUCGUCGCCAAGAGACGGCUACUGUCACUACCAGCGCGAUUUGGCAGGGUAUCGCGUAUGAUCUUGCACGACACCCUACCAUUCGCCGACAUCUUGCAGAUAAGAUGAGCAAGGAGGAAAUCGACUUGACGACGCCGAACAUCGAGCAUGUCUUUCAUCAGUUGAUUGGAGAGCCACUAUCCAAGAUUGGCAACGUUUCCGGGGAACAAUCACCCAUAGUCAUCAUCGAUGCGUUGGAUGAAUGUGGUGGUCUCGAGAGCGUCCGGUCGAUGGAGUUUCAUAAACUCAUGCGCACGCUGACGGCAUGGUCAUCUCUCCCCUCCAGCUGCAAGUUGAUUGUGACAAGUCGCGAAGAAGCAGAGAUAGCAAGGAUCUUUACUGGCCCCAUAUCGUCACAUACGAUUGAUUUACUCGUCGGAGAGGGGACUGUGAGUCAGUCGACUAAAGAUAUUCAAGCUUUCUUGAGCGAGGAGCUUGGGGAAACCGCCAGAAGGUACUCUUAUUUACCCAGAGGAUGGCCUGGAGCAGCCGUCGUCGAAACAUUGGCAAUCAAAUCCAAUGGACUCUUCCUGUGGGCGUCAACGGUGGUGGAAUAUGUUCGCCGUGGUAAUCCAAAGAAGCUCUUGGAGGAGAUAAUGCGCACCGAAAGCGUUAUGGGCAUGAACGCUCUCUACACCAAAGUAGUCGAUACAGCCUUGCCCAACGCGGGAGACGAAACUAUUCAAGAAUUACGGAUGAUCCUUGGCGCAAUCAUCGUCGCUGGGGAGACUCUGGACAUCCGAACGAUAGCGGAACUCCUCGAAAUCGAUCUUUCUACGGUCGA
Molecule: messenger RNA, 1802 nt
Organism: Serendipita indica DSM 11827
Lineage: Eukaryota; Fungi; Basidiomycota; Agaricomycetes; Sebacinales; Serendipitaceae
Source: the annotation of a GenBank genome assembly